AUUUUGUUGAACGUUUGAAAUCGGUGGGGAAAGGGAAAAGUAAUGGUGCUCCGCGUGCUUUUGUGUGCAUUUCAAAUGUCUUAGCGCCGCCGCGAAAUAAAUACGUAAACUGUGUGCCAAAACGAAAUGUAAUUUGUAGCACAAAUCCCCGGAAAGCUGAUAAAAAGUGAACCUUAAAAUUUCCAGUUAUAAGUUAAUUGUUACGUGUAUUACAAUAUCUGUUUAAAUCGAUCAUUUAAAAUAACAAGUUCGCGUUGCAAAAGCAAACAAUGGACGUAAAGCAAAAUGCCACUCCUUAACAGUGAAACGCGAAGUAAAACCAAUCAGCCACAAGAACCGGAGCCACAUUAUCCCAUCAAGAAACUGGAGGCCCUGCCCAUAAUUGUUGAGCAGGAGGCGGAUGAUUAUGGGCAAAUCUUCGAGAAUGGCAGCCAGUUGAAUAGCACUUUAGUUGAUGCCGGCAGUUCGUCGAACUCCUCUUUGGCUACCAGCAAGUCGAGCAGUUCCCUGUGGUCCAAUGCCUCCGACGAUUCCCAGAACUCCAUCACCCUGAUCACAAGUCAGCCGUCCAACUCGAGCAAGCACUUCGAGAACACCUACAAGCUGCUGGGUCAGCAUCUGGACACAAAUAGCCAGCGUUCGGUGGAUAAACUGCAGCAGCUCAAUGGAUCAUCCGGCUGCGACUUUGACAGCAUCUCCAGUAGUUGCUCCUCCAUGUCGGCGAUUGUCAACGGGAUUGAACCGCCGCCCACGCGAUUGGAACUUGAACUGGGGGCCGUGGACCGAAUGCGAUGCAUUGUCCAGCAAAUGAAGUCGGGACCGAAGUCGAUGGAUCCUCAACUGGGCGCCUCGGCUCCGCUCUUGGCCCUGCUCCAUGAUUUCGCAUCGAAGGGGCAGCGAAAAGUGGAGGAGAGCAGUGUUCCGGGGACUCCGGUUCCCAGUCCCAUCACUGGUGUCCUGGAGGCACCGCACUUCGAGUUGCCGAAGGAACUCCUGCAGGCGGCAAGUUCCUGGGAACUCAUGUAUUACGCCUCCAAGAAUGUCGAUGGCAAAAACUGCCUCAAAGUGGUGCGAAGUUUGCUGACAAACAAAGUUCUAUGCGGCAAUCGCGUUAGCCAGAUGACUCGGGCGUACGAUGACAUUGAGGCCGUGACGCGACUGCUGGAGGAGAAGGAGAAGGACCUGGAGCUGACCGUGCAGAUCGGCAAGGAGCUACUCACCCAGAACAAUGCACUCGAGGCAAGGGUUGCCGAUCUGGAGUCCGAUCUCAAGGCCUCCAACGACGACCGCGCCCAGUUGUUGCACGAGCUGCACAAGAAGAACGAGCUAAUUUCGGUGCUAACCAACGAUGCGGACGAUGGCACGGAUACUGACACACCCACCAUGUCGAAAUCCAUUACCCUGGACCUGCUGCAGCGCAAGGUGAACACGCUGCUCGACGAGAAUAAGUCCCUAAAGUGCGAGGCCACCCAGCUGGCGCACCAGACGGACGAGGUGGAGGAGCACGAGCGCCAGCUGAUGGCCGACAUCAGUGCCCAGCUGAACGACGCCAACUCGCAGUACGACAACCUGAGUCUGGAGCUGGAGCGCCAGCGGGAGGAGAACCGGCUGCAGCACGAGCAGAUCGUGAGUCUGACCGCUCGCCUCGCGGAGGCGGAGAUGCGGCUGCACCAGCUGACGCAGGACAACGACGAGCACCUAUCCCUGCUGCACGUGACCAAGGAGAACCAGAAUGCCUUGGCCCUGGAGCUGGUGGAGUUCAAGCAGCGCUACGAAGAAGUGCUCGCCCUGCUCCACUCGGCCCAGGAUCAACUGAAGCAGCAACGCAAGCGGUCGCAGCCGAUGGCGAGAAGCUCCUUCCUCGGCGGACUGGGCACAAGUGGUGCCGGCGUUGGCAGUGGUUUCUACCAGCCAGACUCGCUGCAUUGCGAGCUGAUGGAGUCGUCGCUGUACUCGGAGAACAGCCUCGACUCGGGCAUAUCGGGCGAUAGCCAGCGAUCGGCGGACCGCAUCAGCCGCAUGAUGAUGCACAUGCCGUCCGGCGGCAUGAGUUCGUCCACGAUGGGCGGCAGCAUCUAUGCGGGAGCCGGCAAUGUGCCGCCGUACAAGCGGGUGUUCGACACGGUGCGGUGUGCUGGGAAGAGCGGCAACUACAUGGACAGCGGCAACGUGUCGAUGACCCAAUUGGGCGCCAUGUCGAUGAGCAGCACCUCGGGGCCGCGCAUGGCUUCGAUGGCGUAUCCAGCGGGCUCGUACUAUCGCGGCGGUAGCAGUCAAUCGCUGGGCGUUAAAACUCUGUCCAACGAGAGUCUCAACUCCCAGUCCGAUGACGGCUAUCCAGCCCAGCCAUCUGGUGUGCCAGGAGCGCCCGGCGCCAAGGAGCUGGAGGCGGCGCUCAAGCGGCUCACGCCGGCGGAGGUUUUGGCCCGUCGUGCCAUGCUGUCAUAUGCGCCGGCUGGAACCUACAACUAUGAUGAGCCAGCGGCUCAUGGAGCCGGAAAUGAGCGCAACUCGAACCUCCCGAUGGGCGUGCGCACGCCGGACAGCAUUAUGUCCACCGGGUCGUCGGGAAUGUCGGGAUCCACGAAUCACAUGUCCGCCUCGAUGUCGCACCAAUGGCGCCUGCCCGAGAAGCUGCAGAUCAUCAAGCCGAUGGAGGGAUCGCAGACGCUGCACCAUUGGUCCCGCCUCGCCACGCCCACGCUCAGUGGACUGUUGGACGAGCGCCCGGGCGUCACGAUUCGCGGUGGCCGGGGAUUGGACGAUCUGGGCAUGCAGAUCUACACUCUGUCGGAUGUUGAGGAGGAUGUCAGCGACGAUCUGCCCGGCAAACAGUUUGAGGCGCCGGGCUGCACCUUCACCUACACGAACAGCAUGGUCAUGCACCCCGACGAUGGCUUCGUGAACGAUCUGUCGUUCCUCUCGCAGUCGCAGAUGUCCUCGCGCAUGGCCUCCACAUCUACAUCAAGACAGCCCAGUUGUCCCGCAACGCCUCGCGCAGGACUCUCGCGUAAGAACUCCUGCUCCACGUUCUCGGUGAACCUCGGACUCGCCGGAAUGCUGAACGAGAGGGGAAUCAAGGCGGUGACGCCCAGUGCCCUUAACACGCCCGCCGGUCCCAACUUCUCGCCCACGGUGACGCCCUGCAACAGUCCCGAGGGAUCGCCUCCACGCGCCCAGUCGCCGGAGCCGCUGUUCGGACUGCUCUCGUCGGGAGCGGACCUGAUCCGCCGCAAGAUCGUCGGCGAUCAGCACCAGCAGCAGCAGCAGAAGCAACGCAGCAGCCUCAGCAAGCAGCAGCAGCAGAAGAUCAUGCUGUCGCACCUGGAGCGGCGGGCACUGCGAUCGCUGAACCUGAUCGAGAAGGUGGAGAGCAUUGGACUGGAGAACAUAAUAAGCGCACAGCGAGGCCUGGGCUCGGGAAUCGCGAACCGCAGCAGCUCGCCGCUGAGCAGUGGCAGCCUGCAGAGUCUGCACACCAGCAGCAACAGCAUCGUGGACGACAUCCACUUCGAUCGGGCGCAAAUCAAGGGUGUCCUGCAUCGCGGAUUGAAGUCGCCCACGCCGGCCGCGCCAUCAACAUCGGCGGCAACGGCUGGAGGAAGCAUUGCCGCCAUGUCGACGAGCAGCAGCACCAGCGCCUACAACAGCGACGAUAGCGAUGAUCAGGGUCUGGUGAUGAAGAGCAAACCCCCGAAGAGCACGACGCCCACAACGAAAGCAGCACAAAGUGAGCCAACUGCUGGAUCGAGUGCGCCGUCAACGACAUCCAACGGCACAGCGAGUGAAACGCGGCUGAAGCAGAUGCAGCGCCAGAAGUCGCGGAGGCAGCUAAAGAAUGGAAUGGCCAACCAGAGGCCCGAUCUGGGAACGAUUUCUGGCGGCGGCGCAGGAGGCGGACGAGUGCGUCCCGAUCUGGGCAGAGUGGCCGAUAGCAGUGGCAGCAGCAGCAAGCUGGGCACCACCACCAAGCGGAUGGAGGCGAAGGCCACGCAGGAGGAGGAGGAGGCGGCACCGCAGAGCAUCACGCAGGCCUUUGUGGGUUCAGUUAGUUCCUUGCUUUUUGGCCGCAAGGGCGGUUGGCUGUAAAACUAAGAGGGCUAAUCAUUCACAACCUUAUUCUUACGCUUGCUGGACUAUAGUUUACUUUUAACGUAAAAACUAAAAUUGAGAUGCCUUUUGCGAGUUGAAGAACAUUUUUAUUUAAGCACAACGCGGGAACGAGUUGAAUAACGAAACGUAUUGUAAUCGUGUGAAAGUUUAGUUCCAUUUUUUACUAUUUUUUUUUUUCCUUUUGUUUGAAACCCCGCAAAAUGCCUGUCGUCGCCACUUUAAGCAACACUGGAAGAAAGGUUUUAGUGUUUGUAGCUGUGAUUUGUAAAUACAUAUAGAGAAAUGUUUAAAUUUAGUAGUUAUUAAUCAAGUACUUCGCAUAUUAUUAUUAUUUCUUGCUUCAACUGACGGCGGCAAUUAAAGAACCGAACGAUGGCCAGUUCGUUGAACACCUAGUUCCAAAGCAGCUAUUUUUAGUUUAAACUACACAUUUUGCCAAUUUUGUAUUUAUUUUUCCUGUGCUUAUUACCACUUAAACGAAAACGAAACAAAUGUAUACAUUUAAGUUUAUGAUUUCCCUGUGUAUAGGGUCAAAGCAGGUGCAAAGUUGUAUAUAGGAAGUAAACUAAAUAUGAGAGAUCAACCUGUAACUUGAAUGUGGUUAAGCAGAGAGGUGCAUAUAUUUUUUUACACGCGUAUAGUUUGCGUUUUUUGCUUUCCACCACAACACAAGAUACGUGCUCCGUUGCCCCUUCAAAUUCUGUAUCACAAAGAUCAUAACUCAAAAUGAUAUUGCUUUGACUUAAAACUUAUUUCGGUGCUUAGUGCGCUGCCAUACGAAAAUACAAAAAUUAUAGCGAGAAACGAUUAUUUUUCUAGUCCUAUCCUGGGUCGGUGCUCGUUUGGCUAUGCGAAACCUUUUGAGCAUAGCUUCAAAACAGAGCGCCAUCAACUCGAGACUCAAGAACUUAAGAGCACUGAACAAAUGUGUGGAAAUACGCGUAUUAUUAUAGAUUCAUAAUCGAGAAACAGCAUAAAGAUCCAGUAAUACAAUGCAAGCAUUAGCAUAACACAUGUUAUUCAAACACUUGAAAACACACAUAGCUCGCAGUUUUAGUCUAUUAACAGGAUUCUCAAAACUGAAGUGUUAAAUUAACCUUUUUUGAUUUCGAACGGUUUUAUUUUUGAAAACGAAAAUAUCAUGGAAUAAGAGAAUAUCUAUUAAGAUCAAGAAGUAACAUAUGUUUAUUGGAGUUGUACGCGUUUUUCGAGGAUUUAUGUUUAACAGCAUUUCAACUAAGGAGUUGGCAUUAAAAGCUAAUCGAGUGCGUGCCCAAAAACGUAAAUUAAACAGAAAUUUGGAAUACAGAACAGAAUGUAAAAGUUAUUAGUUUUAAUUACCAAUAUAUUUAUUUAUAUCUGCAAAAUAAAGAGAACAUCGUUAAAUACAAA
This is a messenger RNA of Drosophila ficusphila, 5505 nucleotides long. It is a transcript of the gene milt, whose product is annotated as trafficking kinesin-binding protein milt. Lineage: Eukaryota; Metazoa; Arthropoda; Insecta; Diptera; Drosophilidae. The coding region runs from base 286 to 4089 and encodes 1267 amino acids. The transcript has 5 exons. The record is from RefSeq and is a predicted model, not a curated record.